Messenger RNA from Durusdinium trenchii, 1720 nucleotides. Lineage: Eukaryota; Dinophyceae; Suessiales; Symbiodiniaceae. The record is from the annotation of a GenBank genome assembly.
UUGCAAGUUUUUUCAUUGUCUCGCAAUGCUCGGAUGCUGCUGUGGCCCGGAAGUAGUGGCUGCAUGCAACGAUGCUGGCAGUGCGUGUGGCGCCAAAGCAACUGCAGCGGGAACUGUGGCAUUGCCUCAGGCUGUUUCGGCCUGCGCACUACAUCAGCUGGGACCUUCUGGUGCUGCGCUGCUGCUGCAGAAACAGGGUGUUGAUUUUGUAGCUGCUGCCUUUCGGGAGGUUGGUCCGGAAAAAUGCGGAUCUCUCUUCCAAGAAUUGGGCAGCGACUUCUGUGUCAAGCUCUUCAUCGUAUUGGGGGACAUUUGGGUGGCAGAGCUUUUUGUGAAGUUGCAAGAAGACUUUUUGAAGGCUCUCUUCGAGACAAGUGGCUUCGUUUUUAUUGCUCGCUUGCUGCGUGGUCUGGGCACUGAUUUUGUGAGCCGCCUCUUCAUACAGCUGGGCCCAUGCUUUGCCGCGGAGUUCUUCAAGGUCUUGGGUGCAGCUUAUGUGGAAAGCCUUUUCAAAGCGCUUACUUACCACUAUUGUGCAAGACUUUUUUGCCAGCUGGGGCCUGCGUGGACGGCUGAUGCACACACGAUCAUGGGCUACGAAUUCUGUGUCCUUCUUUAUGGUGGACUGGGCUCUCUCUUUACAGCCCGCCUUUUUGGAACUGCUGGCCGCGCUUUUACUGUGGACGUGCAUUUGGCUUUUGGUGCUGAUUUCACCGCAAGUCUCUACAAUGGACUUGGCGAGACUUUUGUCCAGGAGCUUUUUGAUGCGUUGGGUCCGAACUUUGCCGGCCACCUCUUGGGGGACCUGGGCGAGGGGUUUGAUGCGCGGCUCUUCGAAGAGCUGGGCGAAGGCUUCCUUGCUGAAGUCUUUGUCUUCCUUGGGCCAAGCUAUGUGGCAAAAUUCUUCAAGGCAAUUGGUUUCGACCGAUGCGGUUUCUUUCCCUUGCUGGGGGCACCAUGGACCAGCAGGAUGCAUCAACAGAUGGGGGAGGAGAUGUGCGAAGAUGUCUACAAAGCCCUUGGUGCUGCGUUCCUGGUGGAACUCUUUCAGAGCUUUGGUACAGAGUUCACGGCUGAGCUCCUCCUGAUGCUGCAACUUCAUUUCUGUGUGCGUGUCUUUUCAGGAUUGGGUCCCUGCGUCGCGUCUGAGCUCUUCGGAGGUCUGGGCGAUGGAUUUGCCUCAAAGCUUUUCUUGCGGAUGGGGGAUGCAUUUGUGGCAUCUUUCCUUCUUGGCUUGGGCGUUGAUUAUAGUGCUUCUCUCUUCCGCUUUUUGGGAAGGUGCUCAUCAAUGGGCGAUGGCAGGGUCUAUGUGAGCUCCUUGUUGCAAAGCCUUGGACACGUGUGGUCUGCAGCGCUGUUCACCAAGCUUGGCAGCGGAUUCGUGUGCGCUUUGUUCCGGCAGCUAGGUGCACUCUUUGCAGUGUCCUUGCUUUGGCAGCUUCCUCCAAAAUUCUCUCUUCAGAUCUCGAAUGAGAUGGGAUUGUCCUUUUUCUUGGCGGUUUCGGCGACGGUCUGCUGUGAAGAUUUGCAACGUUGUCGAGGGGGACUGGCCAAAAAGAAUUGCGUGCGUUUUGAUCAGCAGGUUCUGCAAGUUCUGAGUUCUAUAUAAUUGAGCUUUGCAACAGAAAGCCGCACUAGUGGUCAUACUGGGGCACAUGGCCUUCGAUGAGCUUCCAAGUAGACUUGAAAACGGUGACGCUUUUCCCGGUUGAAUGAGUGC